Dovyalis caffra is the source of this 1473-nucleotide messenger RNA. The record is from the annotation of a GenBank genome assembly. NCBI's taxonomy places the organism in Eukaryota, Viridiplantae, Streptophyta, Magnoliopsida, Malpighiales, Salicaceae.
AUGGAAUAUUUUGCAGCCACUUCCUUCACAACUUUACUUCUUGUCUUAGCAAUCACCUUAUUUUUCUUCACGAUCAAAUCCAACAAGAAAGUCAAGAAACACCCAUUGCCUCCAGGUCCAAAACCAUGGCCUAUUAUUGGAUGCCUCCCUACCAUGCUCCGAAACAAGCCAGUUCCUCGAUGGAUACAUAAUCUCAUGAAAGAAAUGAACACUGAAAUAGCUUGUAUCCGUCUAGGAAACGUUCAUGUAAUUCCUGUCACUUGUCCUGAUAUCGCAUGUGAAUUCUUAAAGGCAAAAGAUGAUAUCUUUGCGUCUCGGCCAAAUAUCAUGUCCGCCAAAAUUGUGUCAAGAGAUUACUUAACAACAGUUCUCACUCCCUUUGGAGACCAAUGGAAUAAAAUGAAGAAAGUGAUGAUGACACAAGUGCUUUCUUCUGCAAGACAUCAGUGGCUUCAUAGAAAAAGAGUUGAGGAAGCCGAUCACCUUGUUCAUUACGUGUAUAACCAAUGCAAGAAAGUUGUAGAUCAAGAAGGGGUAAUCAAUUUGAGAAUCGCUGCACAACACUACUGUGCAAAUUUGGUUAGGAAGAUGAUGUUUAAUAUGAGGUUUUUUGGCGAGGGCAUGGAAGAUGGUGGGCCCGGUUUCGAAGAAGAACAGCAUGUGGAAGCAAUUUUCACUAUCCUUAAUCAUUUAUUUUCAUUUUGUAUCUCUGAUUUUUUGCCAUCUCUAGUAGGCUUUGACUUAGAUGGCCAUGAGAAGGUGGUGAAGGAGAGUCAUGGGAUCAUCAACAAAUAUCAUGAUCCCAUAAUUGACCAAAGGGUUCAACAAUGGAAGGAUGGCACGAAGAAGGAUAUGGAGGACUUGCUUGAUGUAUUAAUUACCCUAAAAGAUGACAAUGGCAAUCCUUUGCUGUCAAAAGAUGAGAUCAAAGCUCAAACUACGGAAAUAAUGAUGGCAACAGUGGACAAUCCAUCAAAUGCUUGUGAAUGGGUAUUUGCAGAGAUGUUAAAUCAACCCGAGUUAUUUGAAAAGGCUAUUGAAGAAUUGGACAGAGUGGUUGGAAAAGAAAGACUAGUCCAAGAAUCCGACUUUGCGCAGCUCAAUUACGUGAAGGCAUGUGCUAGAGAAGCCUUUAGGCUUCACCCCAUUGCACCAUUUAACCCCCUCAUGUUAUGGGAUGAGCCACUCAAGUUCAAACCAGAGCGUCACCUCAAUGGAACAAACAAAGUGGUGCUCACUGAGAAUAAUCUGCGAUUCAUUUCGUUUGCAACAGGAAAACGUGGGUGCAUAGGUGUGACGCUUGGGACUUCCAUGACUACCAUGCUAUUUGCAAGACUUCUUCAAGGGUUUACUUGGAGUUUACUACCUGGCCAGUCCUGUAUCCACCUUACAAAAGCAGAAGACAUCAUGGCACUUGCAAAACCACUGCUUGCACGUGCAAAACCACGCUUGCCUCCACAUUUGUAUCAUUAG